Trifolium pratense (red clover) is the source of this 2158-nucleotide messenger RNA. RefSeq names its product GDP-mannose transporter GONST1. Bases 747 to 1766 code for a protein of 339 amino acids. The transcript has 8 exons. Gene Ontology annotation, cellular component: Golgi apparatus. Lineage: Eukaryota; Viridiplantae; Streptophyta; Magnoliopsida; Fabales; Fabaceae. Gene Ontology annotation, molecular function: antiporter activity; GDP-mannose transmembrane transporter activity. The record is from RefSeq and is a predicted model, not a curated record.
AGUGGAAUUUAGCUGAUAUCAAUAAAACUCAUUUUGGUCAACACUUAUAUUACAAGUUGCCUAAUUUUUUGAUUCAUUCAAUCGCUAUUGAAUAAAAAAGUUUGUGUUUUCCCAUUAUUGUGAUUAUUAUUAUACAGUUUUUUCCAUGUGGGCACAACGCACGCAUAGUCAUUUGAUACAUUAAAUAAAUGGAUAUGAUUAUUUUAAGCUGUAAUCAUAAAUGAAACUAAUCAAAUCAUAUACACAAACCAAACUGAACAAGAAAAGCACAUGAGUUGUGAUUAUUUUCCUUAAUUUGAAAAUGAAAGCUCUCAUGAACCCAAUAAUAUUGAGUUAAAUUUGGUAUAAAAAAAGCCAAAAAUAUCCACAAAAGUUGGUACCUUUUUCAAACGCAAUAGGAGUUUGUUUGUUUCCAUUUUCAAAUUCAGAACCCCUUUUUGUUCCUUUCCCACAUCAAAAUUUCUGGGUUCAUUCAAACCCUCAAAAAAAAAAAAAAAAAAUUGUCCUUUUCUCUUCCCUCUUCAUCAAAUUCUCUUUAUUACAACCAUUAAUCUCAUAACCCUUGAUGGGUUUUUCUCUUUGAUCAUAAACAAACAAGGGUUUGUGAAAAAAAAUUAUUCUUUUUCAUUUUUCACGUUUUCUCUACUUUCAAAUCGUACUGAACUCAACGCAGGUGGAGGAGUUGUUCGUCGGAACAGAGCUCCACACCGCCCCGCCGUGGCAGUGAUUGACAAUAUAGCAUAAAAAUGAAGUCUUCUACGGAUGAUGAACAUGAUGAAGAAAAUGUGAAGUUGUUGGAAAAAAGCAGAGAAAGAGGUUCAAGAAAUGGAAGGGUUGUUAAAGUUCAUAAUCAAGCUUUAUUAUCUGGACUUGCUUAUUGUCUUUCCUCUUGUGGCAUGAUUUUAGUUAACAAAUUUGUACUAUCUAGUUAUGAUUUUAAUGCUGGAAUUUCCUUAAUGGUUUAUCAGAAUUUCAUUUCGGUGAUCAUUGUUUCUGUGUUGAGCCUUCUGGGUUUAGUUUCAACUGAACCAUUGACAUGGAGGUUGAUUAAAGUUUGGUUACCUGUCAAUGUUAUAUUUGUUGGAAUGCUAAUUACAAGCAUGUUUAGUUUGAAAUACAUUAAUGUAGCUAUGGUGACAGUCUUGAAGAAUGUUACUAAUGUCAUAACCGCUGUUGGUGAAAUGUACUUGUUCAAGAAGCAGCAUGAAGGCAGAGUCUGGGGUGCUCUAUUUCUGAUGAUCAUUUCAGCAAUAACUGGAGGGAUUACUGAUCUCUCUUUUAAUGCAACGGGCUAUGCGUGGCAGACACUAAACUGUUUCUUAACCGCAUCAUAUUCUCUGACCCUACGGAGGGUCAUGGAUACGGCAAAGCAAUAUACUAAAUCUGGAAAUUUAAAUGAGUUUUCGAUGGUCUUGUUGAACAACACUCUCUCUUUGCCUUUGGGAAUUUUCCUGAUUGUUGUUUUCAAUGAGGUGGAUUAUCUCCUAACAACGCCACUUCUGAGAUUGCCUAGCUUUUGGUUAGUGAUGACAUUUAGUGGAAUUCUGGGUUUAGCAAUUAGCUUCACAUCGAUGUGGUUUCUUCAUCAGACAGGAGCUACAACUUACAGUCUUGUUGGUUCAUUGAAUAAGAUACCACUUUCAAUUGCUGGCAUCUUUCUCUUUAAAGUUCCUACUAGCGUGGAGAACUCAGCCAGCAUUUUAUUCGGACUUUUAGCAGGAGUACUUUUCGCUAGAGCCAAAAUCAGGGAGAGAUCACAAACCUGAGUAGCAGUAUAAGGAAUUUUUCGUAGAUAUGAUGAUUUCUGGGGUGAAGUUAGAAAUUCAAUCUGGUAUUUUAAGGUGUCAUCAAAUGAUCAAAGAGAUGACAUAAGUUAAGCUAACUUUCCACCCUUUAAAAAGCGAGUUUGUGAUUGCUUCUAUAUGAGGGAGAGUUUUUGGUCCCCGUUCGUUUGGAUUAAAUUGGCGAAGAGUUGCUUUUGCUUGGAUUGCAUUGCACUGGAAGAAAAAUUUGUCACCAACGUUUUUAUGUUGGAUUCUGUAUCAUGUGACUUUAUUGUUCCUAUGUAUCACUUAACAAUUUGUUUUGAUGAGAAAAUUAUCAUGAAAAAUGUAAAGGGAAAAAGAAGAGUUGAUCUUGCAUCUUAAGACAAAGGUUA